UAUUCUCUUUUUUACGUCAAUCCAUUUUAAUUCUUUAUGAUAUUUUCUGAGCAACUUUAAUUCUUUUACAAGGGAACUAAUGGAUUUACUCUCUUAGAUGCAUAUUUUGUUAGAAACACAAGUUUUGGGUAAAAGAGUUCAGUGCCACAUCCUUUUUUUAAUCGAGUCCGAGUAGAAUGCUUACGCUGAAAAAAUAAAAAUAAAAAAAACUCGGCCUAAUGUUAGUUGCCCCAGACGAGAAGUUGAUUCCCGGCCCGAGACCCAAAUCUGUUGGCCGUCGCAUGCCGAUUCGCCGGUGGUCCGCCGCUACAUGCGAUCUGCUUCCCCAUCCGUGUGUGAAUCUUCCCCUCCCCACCGAUUUUUGCUCCUACGAGAGAUCCCCAAAUUCCAAUCAACAAGAUGUGUAUCGGCAAGCCGGGCACAGCAGCCGCAGGUCCACACCAGCCGCCGGCGACAGUCCGAGCACCGCUGCCGAGCACCGCGUCCUCAGUCCGCUGCCGAGCACCGCAUCCGCAGUCUGCGCGUCGACACCGGGCACCGCGUCUGGACGUCCACUCCAGCCUCCGUCAGACAUCAUUUUUGUCGACGGUGGAAGGCUCUUGCCAUGGCCCCGGCUUAGAUCGUGCACAAGCGCCAGCAGCAACAUCGGCAGUGGAGCGGACGACGGCUUCGUUCCUGCCGUUGGUGCGUGCUGACGGGCGGUGGCGAUCGACGCGAUUCAGCUGGGUCCUGGGUGCGUGGGACAAAGCGUGUGGCGCCUCUUCGGCACCCUCGCCCCGCACGCUCGCCCCGCGCCGCGCCGUGUCAGUCGCCGCCCGCUCGCCGUAGCGCCGGCUAGCAUUCUCGCCCCGCUCGCCCCGCCGCUGGAGUGCAUAGUGCUCGUGACAUCAACAAGUACUUGCCACGGCCGCACUACGACCCCCAGUCCAAGGACAGGCUCAAGGCUCUCAUGAAUGUAAUCACAACCUUUCCUUCCCUUUAUUCAGUUUUUGUCACUUAUUUUGUCAAUUGGGCAUCGUGUUCUUCACCUGUGUAUUCUAAUUUCUACUACUUGUGUGAAGAAGCAAUGUAAUCUCCGUUUCUGAAUCAAUGUUUUUUCAGUAAUCAAACUUCCAAAUGCCGUCCCUCUA
This is a messenger RNA of Hordeum vulgare subsp. vulgare (domesticated barley), 1130 nucleotides long. RefSeq lists its product as uncharacterized. The coding region runs from base 400 to 828 and encodes 142 amino acids. Lineage: Eukaryota; Viridiplantae; Streptophyta; Magnoliopsida; Poales; Poaceae. The transcript has 4 exons. The record is from RefSeq and is a predicted model, not a curated record.